AACCUUGCCACCGCUCCCACGUAACGCCCCUGCGCGCAACCGCGGAACUAGCUCACAACCGAGUGGGAGGUAUAGGGAGGUGAGCUAUGGAGAAGUCGCCGAGGGCUUCACCGGAGACCGCCGCGGCGGCCGCGGAGGUGGCGGAGCGGUUCCGGUCGCUGGUCUCCGCCGAGGACGUCGGAUCCAUCAAGCAGGCGCAGCACCUCAUACUGGGGCGAUUGCAAGAUAGUAAUGCAGUUCUCACGCAUUUUAACGAGUACUCUGAACAAUGCUUUGCGGAGGUCUCCAGUGACUUUGCUAGUAAAACUCGCCUUCUCAAGUCGAUGAAGGAUGAUCUUGACCAUAUUUUCCUGAAACUGAGAAGCAUGAAAUCAAGGUUAGCAGCAACUUAUCCAGAUGCUUUCCCUGAUGGUGCGAUGGCAAAGACGAUGGAUCGAAGACCAGAUCUUGAAAAUCCUCUGGAAUAAUUGGUUUAUCACCUAAACGUAGCAUAUCAGCGACAAGAUCUGCUGCAGCUAAUAUCCAUUUCCUUUUUCUUUUAAGGAGUGAAGCAAGAAAGUUCUAUCUGCACCUUGUGUUGCAGAAAACUACAGCUUCCAGAAACUUCUGCGUACACCUUGUGCGUAAAUGGGCUUUUGUAGAUCUGUUAUUUUCUCAUCCUUUUGUGCAUGUAAUUGAUGUAUUGGUGGCUGUAUGGAUUAACGUUACUCCCUCCGAUCCAUAAUAAUUGUCGUUUUUU
This is a messenger RNA of Lolium rigidum, 739 nucleotides long. Its product is annotated as kxDL motif-containing protein 1-like. Gene Ontology annotation, cellular component: BORC complex. The coding region runs from base 87 to 467 and encodes 126 amino acids. The transcript is spliced from 3 exons. The record is from RefSeq and is a predicted model, not a curated record. Lineage: Eukaryota; Viridiplantae; Streptophyta; Magnoliopsida; Poales; Poaceae. Gene Ontology annotation, biological process: lysosome localization.